AUGCCCCAAGGAUAUCCCAAACUCGACUUCGCUGAUGGGACGGGAGGCGAAGUCAAGCCCCGGUGCUGGCAGCUCUUAGUAAUUGACUCGAAGCCUUGCAAACGGUUUCCGGGGCCGCAACGCAACAAUAAACCCGACAAGAAAUACAUCUAA
Histoplasma capsulatum G186AR is the source of this 153-nucleotide messenger RNA. RefSeq lists its product as uncharacterized. NCBI's taxonomy places the organism in Eukaryota, Fungi, Ascomycota, Eurotiomycetes, Onygenales, Ajellomycetaceae. The coding region runs from base 1 to 153 and encodes 50 amino acids. The record is from RefSeq and is a predicted model, not a curated record. The transcript has a single exon.